Molecule: messenger RNA, 2507 nt
Organism: Nicrophorus vespilloides
Lineage: Eukaryota; Metazoa; Arthropoda; Insecta; Coleoptera; Silphidae
Product: calsyntenin-1-like
Biological process (GO): positive regulation of synaptic transmission; positive regulation of synapse assembly; homophilic cell-cell adhesion
Cellular component (GO): cell surface; postsynaptic membrane
Molecular function (GO): kinesin binding; X11-like protein binding; amyloid-beta binding
Source: RefSeq, a predicted model, not a curated record
UGCUACCGUCCACAUAACCGUAUCCGAUGUGAACGAGUACGCUCCGACUUUUUCGGAGCCGAGUUACGUGCGCCAAGUGGACGAGGGUAAAAUCUACCACGAGAUUGUGAAGGUCGAGGCGAACGAUCGCGAUUGCACCCCAAAGUUCGGCGACGUCUGCAAAUAUGAGAUUCUGACUUCGGAUCAGCCGUUCGUGAUCGACAUCGAUGGAGCGAUUCGCAACACAGAACCGCUGGACUACGAGCGUUCCCACAACCACAUCCUGAGCGUCGUCGCCUACGAUUGCGGUAUGAGGGAGAGUUUGCCGGUAAUGGUGACCAUCAAAGUGAACAAAGUGUGCAGAUUGGGUUGGCGCGGAUUACCGGAGCGUGUGGAUUACGCUCCGACGACCGGAAAGCAGGAAUUGUUCCCGUCCGCCAGUUUGGAGCUGUGCGAUGUUCCUUGUAACGUCCGCGAAUUAAGAACGAGGGUCGAUUUGGCGACGAAGCACAUCGGCAAGGGCUGCGACAGGGACACGUACAGCGUACAAUCGCAACGGAAAUUGUGCGGAGCUUCGCCGAACGCCGUCGAUCUGUUGCCAAGUCCUGGUCUCGGCGCCGAAUGGACGAAGCCUUUGAUCUCUGACGAGGGACACGAGAGCGACCAAAUGUUCGGCUUCGACGGUCAGAGUACAGCCGUGACCGUUCCCAACACCGUAUUGGACCACAACCUUCCGCCGACGUUCACCGUCGCAACCUGGAUGAAACACGGUGUCCAUUCAGGUCAAGAUAAGCACGUGAAAGAGCACAUCAUUUGCAGCGCCGACGAUCACAAAAUGAACAGACAUCAUUACGCUCUGUUCGUGCGCAAUUGCCGUCUGAUACUUCUGUUGCGUCGUGACUUCAGCGAGGGCGAUUUGAACAUCUUCAGACCAGCCGAGUGGCGCUGGAAGUUGCCUCAGGUGUGCGACGACCAGUGGCAUCAUUACGCGGUCAACGUGCGUUUCCCCGACGUCGAACUGUACGUCGACGGACAGAUCUUCAGGGCCGAGAAGAAAAACCCGGAGGUAAUCGAUGACUGGCCUCUUCAUCCGACCAAAGGGAUCAACACCACGUUGACCGUCGGCGCCUGCUGGCAAGGAUCUGAUAACAAGAUGAAGCAUUACCUCAAGGGAUAUCUGGCCGGUCUGAGCGUUCUCGUGGGAGAAACGGAGAAACCCGAAGUUCUGAGUUGCCUCCACCAGUGCAAGGAGAGUCUCCAAGUUCCCGCGAUGGAACUGCUGCAGCCGGGAAUGGAAUUAUUGACGAACUCCGAUUUGACCGAAGUUACCGUCGAAGGAGACAACAGGACGAACUUGGAGACUCUGGUCAGGAAAAUUGGGUACAUCAAUAGCCGCGAGUUUCCGAGUCCCGGCAGGAGAAACCUGAGGCUCACGACGACGGUCACCUGCGAUAACGGGAGAGCAGUCAAAGUACCGGACGCACAAACUUACGUAAUGGUUCUGAGACCGCAAACGCCGAGCAUCGGCAUCAACGGAACCGGUAAUUUGGCCCGAAAAUACGAGGACUUUAGGAUGGGCGUCCGAGUGCUCGCCGACGUGCACAUCGCCGGUGAAAAGAAACUGGACAAAUGCUCCCUGACCAUUUAUCCCAACCUGAAUCCCGAUCAUGAGAAUCUCAGCGUUCCCGAGGAGAUGCUCAAGAAACUCGGGAUGGCGGCUCGCGUUUCCAAAGAUGGCGUCACCGUCGCCGGAUCCGAUAUGUUCUACAAUUAUCAGCUGGUCUUGAGACAAAUCGUCUACACCAACCGCAAACCGGCCUACUAUUUGAAUCGCGUCUUCAAGCUGACUUGUUCCGAACUGAAUGGCCGUUUCACUUCAAAUGAAUACGUACAAACCUUAACUGUAAUUCAUCCGACACCUAAAGAACCCAUGGUAGCCCACGCUCAAGUUAACAAUAAACAUGCCAUCGAGAUGCACCCAGCCUCCGUCGUGAGUCGCGAUUACAUGACCCCAAGCGAUCAUCUUUUAGCUAACGGAAGCUCUCAUCCGGUCGCAAUAAUCGUCGUCGUAUGCAUCAGCUUCUUGGUCUUCAUUAUUGGUCUGGGAGUGGCAAGGAUACGCGCCGCCCAUCACAAGAGCAGCUCGGAGGAAGUGCAGGAUUCCGAAAUGACCUGGGACGAUUCGGCUCUCACCAUCACCGUCAACCCAAUGGAGAGCGCCGAACGAAAGAUCGAAGGUACCGCCGAAUUUUCCGAAAGCGAACAAUCCGAUUCCGAGAGUUCCUCCGACGACGAGGACGACGACGACGAGGGUGGCGUCGUCGCGGCUCACCGCAUCCCCGAUUCUUCCGAGGAGGACGAAGAGGAGGAGCGAGUGCAGCGCACCAAUCGUAAGCAUGGCGGUAAACACGCCUACCAGAACGUAAGCCAAUUGGAGUGGGACCACUCCAAUAUGUAAGACGAGCGCGCGACACGACGGUACUUUUGAUCGGGUUUCAUGGGGGAUUUCAAACAAAGCAAACAAAAAA